Radiomyces spectabilis is the source of this 1541-nucleotide messenger RNA. RefSeq lists its product as uncharacterized. Gene Ontology annotation, biological process: proteasome-mediated ubiquitin-dependent protein catabolic process; regulation of proteasomal protein catabolic process; protein deubiquitination. The transcript has 12 exons. Gene Ontology annotation, molecular function: proteasome binding; cysteine-type deubiquitinase activity; protein binding. Lineage: Eukaryota; Fungi; Mucoromycota; Mucoromycetes; Mucorales; Radiomycetaceae. The record is from RefSeq and is a predicted model, not a curated record. The coding region runs from base 41 to 1504 and encodes 487 amino acids.
CGCGUGCUUGAACCGAUUCUUGGAAUAAAAGGAUAACAUCAUGCCAAAAGUUAAUGUAAACGUCAAGUGGAGCGGGAAGAAGUUUGAGAAUCUGGAACUAGAUACCGAUGAGUCACCUGAGCUCUUCAAGAUGCAGAUUUACUCGCAAACGGGAGUCCCUCCUGAACGUCAAAAGAUUAUGGUCAAAGGCGGCAUGUUAAAGGAGUCCACUGAUCUGAAUAAGCUUGGCCUGAAAGACGGACACACAUUCAUGAUGAUGGGAACUGCAGGUGAAUUGCCGAAACCGCCACCACAACCAGUGCAGUUUUUGGAAGACAUGUCAGAAGCCGAAGUGGCGGAAGCAUUGGAAAUUCCUGCCGGUUUGGAAAAUCUUGGAAACACAUGUUACAUGAACUCGACCCUGCAGUGUCUUCGUGUGAUGCCUGAACUUCAUGAUGCAUUGAACAAAUAUGAAGGUGGUCUUGCUGGCGUAGACAAUCGUGGCAACCUGACGGCCAGUUUACGUGAUCUGUACAAGAAUCUCGCCAAAGCAUCGGAAGGAUUUCCUCCCCUCGUUUUCUGGCAGAUGUUGCGUCAAGUGUUUCCCCAGUUUUCGCAAACAGGUCCCGGCGGCGUACCCAUGCAGCAGGAUGCGGAAGAGUGCUGGAGUGAAGUCUUGUCUGUCUUACGAUCUAAACUGCCCAGUGAUCAGGCUUCCGACAGUAACUUUAUUGAACGCUAUAUGACAGGGCAGAUGCGAACAGAGCUUAAAUGUGCGGAAACCACGGAAGAAGAGCCGGUUAUUACCACAGAGAGUUUCUCCAAGUUGGCAUGCCAUAUUUCCAUCCAGACAAACUAUAUGGUGAGCGGUAUCCUCGAGUCUUUAAAAGAGGAAAUCGAGAAGAAUUCACCUACCUUGGAUCGUACUGCCAAAUAUGAGCGAAGCUCUCGCAUUUGUCGCUUACCUCAAUAUUUACCAGUUCAGUUUAUUCGCUUCUUCUGGAAACCGCAGGAACGUAUUCGUGCAAAGAUUCUGAGAAAGGUUAAAUUCCCAUUGGAAUUUGAUGCUUCGGAAUUAUGUACUCCUGAACUGCAGGCAAAAUUGAGCAAGGCCAAGACAAAGUUGAAGGACUUGGACGACAACCGAGAAGCCAAGAAAAGAGAAGCCAAGCGUAGAAAGGCGGAUCAUGAAGUGGCCGGUAGCAGCGCCAUGGAAACGGACGUGAUCGCACAAAAGGAAGAAGAAAAAGUCGAUUGGUCACAGUACCUCGAUCCUGAAUUAUUAGCCGAUGUUGGAUCCAAUCCCACGGGACAGUACGAACUUUGCGCUGUGUUGACUCACGUGGGCCGAUCUGCCGACUCGGGUCAUUACAUCGCAUGGGUAAAGAAGGCCGACGAUGAAUGGCAUAAAUUCGAUGACGAUAAGGUGUCCAUUGUCCGCGAUGCGGAUAUUCAAAGAUUGGAUGGCGGAGGCGAUUGGCAUACUGCAUACAUUGUCUUAUAUCGAGCAAAGCGUCUGGAAUAAUGAUUUAUAUUUACUGAUUUAUCAUUUGCACAACAUU